AAAAGAAAUUAUAUAAAACAAGAAAAAAUAUUUAAUAUAGCAGAAGUUAGACCAGAAAUCAAAAAAGAAAUUUUGGUUAAAGAAGAACUAGGCACUUUAGAUUACAGAAUUCUUGAAUUUCUCGAAAAAGACAAAGAAAGUGCAAACAAGCAUCUAAUUA
Molecule: messenger RNA, 160 nt
Organism: Dentiscutata heterogama
Lineage: Eukaryota; Fungi; Glomeromycota; Glomeromycetes; Diversisporales; Gigasporaceae
Source: the annotation of a GenBank genome assembly